Messenger RNA from Fomitopsis serialis, 435 nucleotides. RefSeq lists its product as uncharacterized. The record is from RefSeq and is a predicted model, not a curated record. Lineage: Eukaryota; Fungi; Basidiomycota; Agaricomycetes; Polyporales; Fomitopsidaceae. The transcript is spliced from 4 exons. Bases 1 to 435 code for a protein of 144 amino acids.
AUGUCCGAGUCGUCCACAAGGCGGUUGGAGUACAUAGCCCGCGCUGAUCAUACUGGCCUGAUUCAAUCACGAAAUGCUGCAUAUCUUGUGUCUCUACAACAGACAGAGAUAUUCCGUGCACAGUGCGACAGAUACAGCCAGCUCAUCGAGAAACUCAUCAUGCAGAUACCUCAGCUCAUUGCUCUCAAUGCCGAAUCACCCGAAGUCUCAAAGUUCAUGCCUGCGUCAUCCAGCACACAUGCUCCUAGCGGUGUUGCACCGUGGGCGCACACCCAACCAACGCCUCAAGCCAUCCACUUCAAGGUCUACAAAGACUGGAGGUUGUCGAGUGCAAGUAGUGGUACAAGCGGACAACAUCCCAUCUCCGAGAAUGUUGCACAGAAGUAUAUCAAGGAUGAACAUGGUGUCGCAGUUGAUGGUCGUUUAGACGCAUGA